AUGUCUUCUUACGCUGACUCCUGGCUCAAGUUUGAAGAGUCUCUGGGUGGCGUCCGCCCCGUCCUAAAGGGCUCCGCGGAAGCAAUGAGAGAGCAAUUCAGCGGCCUCGGCGCCCUCCUUGCAUCCCAAGCCCCUCCUUUUCCAGAAAAUAAGUUGCGUGUCAGUAAUGGAGAAGUAAGUGGCGUGGCAUAUCGGACCUACGCGCCUCUCAACUCUGAAGCCAAGAAAUUGCCCAUUGGUGUUUUCUAUCACUCUGGCGGUUUUGUUUUAGGGAACCUUGACUCUGAGGAUGGUUUCUGUCGAUAUAUCGCGCUCAAGGCCAACGUGGUUGUUGUGAACGUUGAUUAUCGUUUAUCUCCUGAACACAAGGCUCCGGCGCAUUUGGAGGACGCUGUGGCUCUUUACGAAUGGGCUUUCAACAACGCCGAUAGUAUUGGCGGCAAUCCCUCUAAUAUGUUUACCAUCGGCACAUCAGCUGGCGGCUGUCUUGCCCUUGCAGUUGCUCGAAAGGUAGUCCUCGGUCAAACUAAUCUUCCCACUGAUGCUAUCACUGGAGUCGUUGCACUAUGUCCAGUAGCAUUCCACCCACGAAACAUCCCAACAGAGUUCCAGGGAAAACACUCGUCCUACAAGGAGAACAAAGACAACGUGCCCAUAGUCGAUGAGGAAUCACUUCUGCAGAUGUUUGACAACUCGGGUAUUGAUCCCGACGAUAAGAGCUAUUUUCCAAUACUGGAUGAUAGAUGUCUGAAAGCGUUCCCUAACACAUAUGUCGCAACAUGCGGAAAGGAUCCACUGCGGGACGAUGGGAGAGUCCUUUAUGAUAGCCUCUCCUCGGCUGGCGUGCCUACCAAGACCGGCCAUUAUGGUGAUAUGCCUCACUGUUUCUGUUGCCUGGCACCCCUUCUGACAUGUCAACCAUAUGUAGAGCACAUUUAA
Fusarium tjaetaba is the source of this 939-nucleotide messenger RNA. RefSeq names its product lipase esterase. Bases 1 to 939 code for a protein of 312 amino acids. The record is from RefSeq and is a predicted model, not a curated record. The transcript has 4 exons. NCBI's taxonomy places the organism in Eukaryota, Fungi, Ascomycota, Sordariomycetes, Hypocreales, Nectriaceae. Gene Ontology annotation, molecular function: hydrolase activity.